UAUAACUAACGCAACUUAUCACUGUGCUGUACUAUACUACUCGACUGGGCUAGACCUAUAUGAUUCAUGUGAUUCUGCUCCAGAUUCUGUAUCUGCCAAGAACAUGGACCAAGUCGAGGCAAAAAUGGACCAAGAUGGCUAUCCUGCAUUCCAUUUGAGCAAGCCUAGAUUCGAUCAGAGCACAUUUCUUGGACGAUAUCGUCACUUCUUGGAUAUUAUUGACCCAAGGACUCUAUUCGUUUCCAAGAAAAAGCUGAAUGAUUCAAUUGAGCUCCUUGCUGCAUAUAAGAAAGGAACUCUGCCUGAUGGGGUUACGAAUAAACAGCUCUGGGAGGCACAGAAAAUUAAACAGGCAAUAAUUCAUCCUGAUACAGGAGAAAAGGUUUUCAUGCCUUUCAGAAUGUCAGGAUUUGUUCCAUUUGGAUCACCCAUUGUUGUAGGCCUCUUACUACCAAACCAAACCCUUGCAUCCACUGUAUUCUGGCAAUGGUUUAACCAAAGUCACAAUGCUGGAGUUAACUAUGCAAAUAGAAAUGCUACUAAAGAGACUCCUAUGGCUAGUUUUAUCAUGGGAUAUGUAGGAGCUGUGUCAAGUGCCUGUUCAAUAGCAGUUGGUUUAAAUAUGUUUCUAAAGAGAAGCACCAAUGUCAGUCCAGCAAAACAGAUGAUCAUCCAACGAUUUGUGCCUUUCCCAGCUGUUGCCACAGCUAGUGUAUGCAAUGUAACUUUAAUGAGAUACAGUGAACUUCAGACAGGGAUUGAGGUAAUGGAUCAUAAUAAUCGAGUUGUUGGUACAUCCAAGGUGGCUGCUAAAAAGGCCCUUUUGGAGACAGCAAUGACCAGAGCGUUCCUUCCUGCUCCUAUUCUGUUAAUACCUCCCAUCGUCAUGACACUUAUUGAAAACAAGACGACAUUUCUGAAGCGUUAUCCUCGUCUGAAUCUACCUGUCCAGGCCAUCGUAGCCACAGCUUCUUUUGCCUUUGCCUUACCACUAGCCAUCAGUAUCUUUCCUCAGACCAGUCAUAUAUUAACUUCAAAACUUGAGCCGGAAAUCCAGGAAAUUUGCAAGGAAGCAACAGUGAAAUACAACAAAGGUCUAUGAAUGAUCAGUACUAAAGAAAGCCUGUAAUUCCUCCAACACAUUCCAGAGUUUAAUGAUAUUUCAACACACUUAGUAAAUUAUCACUGGUUUAAUGUUGUGGUUUAACUAUUGUAUUCUCACCCUGUGCCAUCUUACAGGAAGCAAAGGGCUUUGUUAACCCAUUUGACACUUAUAUUGUCCAAAAUUGUCUGGGAAUGAUACCUGAAGUAUUUUUCUUCAUUAUGAAAGCAAAAGGAAACUUAAUAGUAAACAUAAGAAAUAUUUGAAAUAACCAGAAUUUUUUAAUUUUGGCUCCCCAUAAUUUUAGUAGAGAGUUAGACCGUUGUCUAAGUAAACUUGACUUCAGAAUACGGCCCCUUGAGUGAUGUAUGUCAAAGGUUUGUUUUAGUGAAGGGAGUUCUUAAGAACAAACAAGAUCUAUUGAUAUUCUACACCCACGGCCCAUUUAUCACAAAUAUGAUCAAUUUAUACUUUGAAUCACAAGGAUAGCAUUUUUUUUUGUCAUCUGAUGAGAG
This is a messenger RNA of Lytechinus variegatus (green sea urchin), 1617 nucleotides long. It is a transcript of the gene sfxn5, whose product is annotated as sideroflexin-5-like. The transcript is spliced from 12 exons. Gene Ontology annotation, molecular function: monoatomic ion transmembrane transporter activity. The record is from RefSeq and is a predicted model, not a curated record. Bases 104 to 1102 code for a protein of 332 amino acids. Gene Ontology annotation, biological process: monoatomic ion transport; mitochondrial transmembrane transport. NCBI's taxonomy places the organism in Eukaryota, Metazoa, Echinodermata, Echinoidea, Temnopleuroida, Toxopneustidae. Gene Ontology annotation, cellular component: mitochondrial inner membrane.